Pangasianodon hypophthalmus (striped catfish) is the source of this 3539-nucleotide messenger RNA. RefSeq lists its product as uncharacterized. NCBI's taxonomy places the organism in Eukaryota, Metazoa, Chordata, Actinopteri, Siluriformes, Pangasiidae. The transcript has 5 exons. The record is from RefSeq and is a predicted model, not a curated record. Bases 419 to 1027 code for a protein of 202 amino acids. Gene Ontology annotation, molecular function: zinc ion binding.
UUGAUGACUUCAGACUGGCUGAGCCAGGCAGAUGUUUUUCUCAACAUGCACACAGAAUGACUCAGUCCUUGCUACAGUCACUUCCUGUAUGGGCACUGCGAAGAAAAAAACGAGGAGAUCUGACUGGCUCCCUGUUUGCCUGUUUCCUGAAAAACAAAAACAGUGAGGCAUACAUGUUGGAAAAGUUUGGGGCCCGGGUCUCUGUCAGUUAAGAACAACAGAUCCCUGCACGUGUGUGAGUGCUUGGCAUGUGUGUCUACUGUACAGCUGCCAACCUACAGAACAGCGUCCUGCAUCAGUGUUAGAUGUGUCCAUGAGAACGUCUGCCCACAAGAAGAGAGAAGGGGAUAUAGGACAGGAAAUGGUAAAGUAAAAGCAUUGAAAAGCGCUCGAAAGAGUACAAGAAGGUGUCAAAGCAAUGAUGGAUGAUGGCUGUGCAGAUACCUGUAAAGUUCUCGUUGCAGAAACUCCUGAGUGCUUCAUCUGCAGAGAAGUGCAGCUGGUGGACGGAGAACAACUGAAAAGAUUUUGUGACUGCAAGAAUCUCAUGGCACAUCAUAGUUGCCUGCUCACUUGGGUCAGAAUGGGGCUGAAGAGGGAGGAUCAGCUGCGGUGUCGCGUGUGUAAUGCAGAGUACCAGCAGCAGAGAGUUGCCCCAUGGCAGUCCGUGGCGUCUCAGUGGCGUGUGUGGCCCGUGCUGGUGGUGGCAGUGGUGAUGGCGGCCCUGGUUCCCUACACUGUGUUCUGCAUGCUGACAGUCUUUGAUAAUGACCAUCCACAUACUCUCUUCAACAUGGCUGCCAUCUGCUUUGGCAUCCUCUCUGAAAUCCUGCUGCUCAGGCUCUUAUACUGCUAUAUCACCAACCAUUUCCGGAAAGCACAGCGGGCAUCCUUCAGUCUUCAACCUCGGAACCUGGAGGAGGUGCAGGAGGCUGGGGUCAGAGGUCACGACCAUAAGGCAGAUGCCCUUUGGCAGUGGAAAAGCAGCCCUGUGGUGGAAAAGGCAAAGCAGAUUGACUCACAGUGAUUCAUUUAACUUCUGGACAGGAUGGAGUGUCUGCCUGCUGCCCUGAUGGCUGAGAGUCAGCAGUACCAACCUGGCGCAAGCAGCAGAGCAUCACAUACCCAGUCUCACAUGGAAUUCACAGGAAUGUGAAUAAUGAUUGUGAACAAUUUUGUUGGAUUUCAUUUGACCCUUACCCUGACCUUACCCAUUCAAAACGUGGCAUAUUUGUUGUUAAUAUUGCUUCAAUAAUUUGUGUGUGGAAGGAUAUAAGAUGCUUCUGGCUUUGAUGUUUGCCUAUUUCCUCUCUUGUUGCACUUGAAUUGGGUUAAAGCCAAAGUCCGAUGCUGUCCAAACAUGGCUGGUGUGGAUCCAGAAUUUCAUUCCAACCAGAAGCACACCUGAUUCGGCUGAGCAAACUCUUGCUUAAUGAGUUAUUAUUGCUUGUUCAGUCGAGUCUGAUGUAUUCUCACUGGUAGGAAGCAUGCACUGAUUCACUCCCAGUCUUUGUAGUUGAGGAUAACAUGUAUGUUUAGAACAAGUUGUAUGUGUUACAUUUAAAUUUUGUAUUUGUUAAUUGCACUUGUCACUUUUAAAAAAGUUACUUAGAACUCCGUAGUGUAAGUGUACACUUCCCGUAAGUGUAGCUAAAGUGUAACAUGAGCAGGUGAUCAUCCAGGUCCCCAAUAAUCAUGAUUCUGACCACGUUAAUUCCUUAAACUCUAAUGGCAAGACAAGAGAAUUGUCUUUUCUGACAACUCUGCAAUCUUUGAUUAUCAGUAAAUUGUAAAUGAAUUUACAUUUCUGCCAAUUUUGUUUUUGUUUCGAGAAAUACUGACCUGACUGUGAAAUAUUGACUGUGAAAUAUUGAUAUAGACUGGCAUCCUGCAGUGUGUUUACUCUCAUGCAGGACAGAGUGGGAGGUCUGGUAUGAAGUUUGUGGGACAAAGAGGGAUAUAUUUCAGUAACAUUCAGUAAAAUGCCAUUAAAACCCUUACUUGAAAUGAGCAAAAUGAUAAACUGCCAAUUUGUUUUGGUUUUCCAAAAAAAAAAAAAAAAAGAUAUUUAAUUGGACAUGUGGACUAAGUAUUCAGUUGUUGUUGAUUCAGAAACCAAAUUUCUAUCUAAGACAAAAAGAGUGGCAACAUUUUAAAUAACAGUGAACGCAAAUCUGGUUUGUACAGGUUUGCUGAUUAUUCAUUCAUUCAUUCAUUCAUCUUCAGUAGAACUGCUUUAUUCUGGUCAGGGUCUCUGUGGUCUAAAGUACACAUAUUUUCAGAAAUAGAACCAAUUGUGUUCAUUAGGAAAUAUUACAGGAAGAUUACACACAGAGGAAACUGUGCAUGCAAGCGGAAUUAGUCUGAAUUUCUCUGAAAAUGGGGGUCGGAGGGUGUAAUCUCAUAGACGUAGUAAUCUAUGGUCACUUCGCAGUCCCUGAACUACAACUGCAAGCUGGCACAUUCAGUCUUCUUUAGUGCACCAUGAGGUGCCUUUUGCAAGGAAACAUUCUUUUUAUUACAUUAGUUUUCUCACUGUCAGUAAUCACUUCAGCCUGAUCAGGGUUGUGGUGGAACCUGGGAACACUGGACAUGAGGCAGGAAUACACCUGGGAUGGGACACCAGUUCAUCACAGGGCACCAUACACACAUUCACAUCUAGGGGCAAUUCCCCUUAACCAGUCAACCUAGUGGCAUGUUUUGGGGAGGUGCGAGGAAACCCAUGCUGACCCACGGAGAACAUACACAGAAACUGUGCACAGACAGUAACCUGAGCUCAACAUUGAAGCAAGAAUCAGGAUUGACCAUUGCUGUGAGGCAGCAGUGCUACCCUAGCUCAACUCUUACAUGUAGUCCAGCCCCAAAAAGGCCUUGAUCAGUCAGAUCCCACAGUUACUGUGUGAUUAUCAUCCUCUACUACUAUAGAGGAAUAGUACAAGAUUACAAUCAUCUCUUGUGGAGAUUACACUUCACUUACAUGCACAAUUUAAAAAAAGCAAAAGACAUAUGGGCUUGUUUUUCAGCAGAUGUGAUUCGCUUCUGAACUACGCUCAGUUUGAUUUGACCUUUACUCUUAAUUAGAUUUGUUCAGAAUGAUAGUAAACUGAGUGUCCUGUUGUUUCUCAUUAUAAUAUUAAUACUUCCACUGUUUUGUGCAACUUUAUUAAGAACAGUUUUUUUGGUUAUUGUGAAAUAUAACCAAUGCUCAUAUGCUCAAUAUUAUGUUACAUUCCUACAUCAACUAAUGUAAAAUGAUAUGCAGUACGCCUGCAAUAGCCAGGUGUUUGCUGUUGAGGGGUGGUUUCAAAUUUUGCUUUUCUUUUAAAAACAGUGAUUAUACUCCUCCAUGAAUGCGGUCAUGUAAAUUUAAUUUUCUGCUUUUGGCAGCAAUGGAAAUUUAAUUUUCGGCUAUUGGCAGUAAAAUAUAAGUGUAAGUUGUAAAGUCAUAUGUUUUCAGUUUUAUAUUGCUUACCCGGUAUUUGUUUGGGAUACCGCUCUCAUUUGACUGUGAUAUUGAGAAAUAAAGUAUUAUUAUUUUA